GUGCCGGGAAGUCCUGGUUGGCGCGGGAGCAUGGCGACUUCUUCAGUGUCCAAGGGUUGCUUUGUUUUCAAACCAAGUGAUUCCAGAAAGAGAAAAAUAUCUAUCACAGCUGACUACUUUCAUGAAGGCAAAGCUGUUUCAGAGAAUGACAAGUUGCGAUUUAGUACCUAUCAGUCACUAUGGCAACAGAUGAAAGAGGAAACGGAGAAGUUGCAAGAACACUUAAAUGUCAAGAUAUUUGAUAGCUUAAUUUCAUUUAUUAAAAAAUCCCACACUGGUGCUCAGACUGAAGUAAAUGAUUGGCGCUAUCGGAUGCGGUGUUCCGAGAUACCCACAGCAGCACUUGUUCUUGGUGUGAACGUACCUGACCACGAAUUGACAGUCCAGGGAUUAUCAGACCUUCUAAAGCAGUCAGUUACCCCUCAUGUAGUUUGUCUUCAGGGCAAGGAAUGUACAACUGUGAAGCAGGUUCUACAGAAGAUUCUAGUGACUCUCAUGGGUGGCGACAGCAAUGAUGAGGACGAGGAAGAGGAUGUGCACCAUUCUGUUGAGUUCCACCAGAGAAAAAUGAUCUGCUCCAUGGCUUCCUUGUGUAGGUGGUACAAUACCUUAACAAAGAAAUCUACCUCAAAAAGCCCAAGUAAAAAGAGGAAAUCCUUGCUUCAGCAUGAAGAGGCCCCUCCCAUAGUUAUCAUCUUAAAGGAUCUUGAGAGCUUUCUUCCUAAGGUGCUACAAGACUUCAUAAUCAUCGCCAGUAACUACAUCCAGCAUCUCCCACUGGUGCUGGUUUUUGGACUUGCCACGUCCCCAAUCACUAUACACCGAAUGCUGUCCCACUCGGUUUCCUCACUACUAUGCAUUGAACUGUUCCAGUCUCUGUCCUGCACUGAUCAUUUGGCUACAGUUAUUGAUAAGCUUGUGUUGACAGCCAAAUUCCCAUUUAAGUUGAGUGGCAAAGUGCUGCAAGUUCUGAAUAACAUAUUCUUGUACCAUGAUUUUUCUGCAAAGAAUUUUGUUAAAGGUGUUCAGCUAUCUCUGUUAGAGCACUUCUACUCUGAACCUCUUAGUCUUUUAUGCUGUGCGUUGAACGAAGCCAGUGCCAGGGUCCAGAACCUUACCCAUGAUGACUGUGAACUAGUCCGCCAGUUGUCAUCUUUUAUGGCUUACGUUGAUCGUCAAGAUUCAGAAAAGCAGAUUGACCUUUUGACUAAUGACCAGUAUUUAAAGAUUGCUGUAGAAGCACUGUUGACAAGCCUUCACAAUUACCAUAAGAAUUACUUCCCGGUCCUGAAAUGCUUGCACAUUUUUACAUCGUCGCUUCCAAGAUAUCCUUUGGGUAAACAGAUCAGAGAACUCUACAUCACCUGCUUAGAGUCAAACGUAUGGGAAAAUGAAGAGUACACUGCUGCUUUCCAACUGUUCAGAAUGAUGGCCAAAGAUGAGCUUGUACAUCUGCUUCAAAAAUGCUUAGAAGUGUUGCAGUCUUCUGAGCACAAAUCCCUCACUCAUUCCAUAGAAACACUGGAAGAUUUCCUUGCAAAGUUUCAGAAACUGGAUGAAGUUCCUGUGGAAGAUAUUGAAGAAGGUGAAGAACCCAAAGCAAGAUCGCAGAAAUCGCUACAGAAAAAGACUGAUCUCUAUCAGCUUCAAAAGACUUUAUUGGAAAUGAAGGAAUUAAGAAGAUCCAAGAAACCAAGCAAGUUUGAGGUUUUGCGAAUGGAUGUCCUUGAAUUUAUGGACAAACUUGUAAGGCAAUACCUUUUGCUACCGGAAACUCAGGCGCUCCACGAAGUUGUCUAUUUCAAAGCCGCUAGCACGCUUCGAAGACACUUGAAUGCAGCUCCACGUGCUGCCUUGCAGAUAGCUUUAAGUAAUCCAUAUCACUAUUUAAAGAAUGAAGCCUUGAAGAGCGAUGGAGGAACCAUUACUAAUGUCGCACCAGACAUCUGUAUAAUCUACAAGCUUCACCUGGAGUGUGGACGAUUGAUCAACCUCUAUGACUGGCUGCAGGCAUUUGCUACCGUGGUUUGUGCUGCAGAAGGGAAGGAUCCAGACAAAAUAAAUAACGGACAGGUGGAUGAUAUUCUACAUGCUCGUUUCAUUCGGGCAGUUUCUGAGCUGGAGUUCUUGGGCUUUAUUAAGCCAACAAAACAGAAGACUGAUCAUGUAGCAAGGCUAACAUGGGGUGGUUUCUGACUGUAGCUUUAAGUCUUGAAAAGAUUUCCUAUUGUAUUUAAAAUGUACCUAUGCUAGACCUGGAGAAUUUGCUAUGUUUGUACUAAUUAAUAAAAUGAUUAUUUCAGAUGUUGGGCUUUAAAAAAAAGUUUGUCUUCACAUUAACAGGCAGCAAGGGCCAGGCAUACAUUGUUAUACGUUUGUCAGACACCAACCUGCUGCAGAACUCUUUCUGCUUCCUUCUGAAUUAAUAGUACCAGGUAGCUAGGGAAUUUUAGGCACCUAUCGACAAAAAUACAAUUACAGAUAAAAGCUACUGCUUUAAAAUUAGCACAGCAUGGGUUUUGCAAUUGUGUAGUUUAUUCAGUGGGAAUCCCAACCAAAGGUGCCUUGUGAUGCAGUACACUUUUAUAGACUAUGCUCAUUCUUAGUCAUAUUUUCAGUAGAUACAGACAAUGUCAUGAAAUUAUCAACUUCGCAGCAGCACAACAAUGCAAUACAUAAUAAGAGGAAAAAAAUGUUAAGUGUGUGCCUUCAGGCUGCAGUACCUUCCUCCUAGCGGUAGCAAUAAGAGGGCAUACUACAGAGGCCAGUGGCCAUGAUGGGCAAUUCUCUGCAGCUAACUUUGAUACCGUGAAGUAGUAGCCCCCUCCCUCCCCCAACUCCAUACCAGAUGGUGAUGCAGCCAAGUAGAUAAAUAUUACCAUUAUUCAGAAUUGGUAUGCUUCAGAAGCUCUGUGUAAAAGGUAUAAGGAACAUACCCUGUGAUAAACUAUUCAUCUCUCUAUUCAAGGCCAAAUCCUAAUCAUCUGCGAGAGUCAUUGCUUGAGUCAGAGCAAAUGCAAAUCUAUUCAUUUUUAUGACUUACUUGCUGUAAAUCAAUCAUUUUAAAACUGUCCUAAAACACGAGACUAAUACCCUUAGAUAAUGUUUCAAAAUGAGGGAGUUUAAAUAAAGAGCUUUUUAAAAUAUUCACAGGUUAGUUCUGAUGAAAGGGUCAAAACCAGAAAGAUUCCCUCCCCCCAUUCAUUUUGUACUGCAACCUUAGUUUGUCCAAUUAGCACUUUAAGGUAAACCAAAGAGUUCUGAUCUGAUGGCAAUUUUUUAAAUGGAUGGGUGGGUAUCUGACAAUGCAACCUCAAAGCAAUUGGGUAGAUAAUAGACAAUCUCCUUAACUAUUUAACAUCUUCUAGUCAACAUUGUAGGAGAUCCAUUAUAGUACUGAAACAUGAGUAUUACACAAAUAUAUUUUGACAUCACAGCUAGAGCAAUCCAAGUUAGUGUUUUUCUUUUCGUUUGGGGGGGGAAGAAGAGAGGGAGAUAGUCUUUCUUUCUACUGCUUCUAUGGCUUCCCUGUAUUUUAUGGCUAUCUGAUGAAUUGCAUUCUGCAUAUAUACUUUGAUAAUAAAAUGAAUCUUUGAACCUUUAUUAAAUUUCAGUACAAAGAUAAUUAGUUUUUUUUGGGAGGAAUAGUUGAGUUUCAGCAGAUGACAGUUCACAAAUUCAUUUUGUAUAUGCACCCACUAUAUCACAAAUCCAUUCAGCAACAGGCCAAGUCCCCCUCCCUUGCCAUUUGUUGAAACUUUUGACCAAAGGUUAAUCAAUAUUGUGUUCCAAUUUUCCUAGGUAAUGUCCUGAAAGAACAUUCUCUGGUCCUAUGGGAGAAAGCGUGAAUUUUGGUCAUAUUUAGAAUCAGAUUUAUCAUUGAGUUUGAUGACAUGAAAUUUGUUUUGCAGCAGCUGUAUAAUACAAAGUCUAAAAUACCAUGAAAUAAAAUAGUGCAUAAAGAAUGAGGUAGUGUUCUUGGUUUAUUCAUAAAUCUGAUGGAAGAGGGGAAGAAUCUGUUUCAAAUUACUGAAUAUGAACUUUUAGCAAUCUGCUGCAUUGUAAACUGGAUACCCAAUUAUUUUCAAGUCUCAGAUCCUUCGGUUGAGCAGUGUACAAUCACUAAAGAAUAGCUAAUUUCUAGAAAACAUACUGACUUCUACAAAUGAGUUUAAUUUUGGCACCAUACUCAGCAAAGACAUUAUGGGCUAGCGACCUUGUUCCUGUGCUGCACUGCUCUGUUGGCAUCUAAUAUUAACAAAGGUAUUGAACCAAAGUCGAAAUAAAGUCAAAGAAAUUAAGUAUUUCAAAUUUGCAGCAACUUCAGCAGAUAUCUUGUGU
Mobula hypostoma (lesser devil ray) is the source of this 4341-nucleotide messenger RNA. RefSeq names its product origin recognition complex, subunit 3 (gene orc3). The transcript has 20 exons. NCBI's taxonomy places the organism in Eukaryota, Metazoa, Chordata, Chondrichthyes, Myliobatiformes, Myliobatidae. Bases 31 to 2196 code for a protein of 721 amino acids. Gene Ontology annotation, biological process: DNA replication initiation; DNA replication. Gene Ontology annotation, cellular component: nuclear origin of replication recognition complex; DNA replication preinitiation complex; nuclear pre-replicative complex. The record is from RefSeq and is a predicted model, not a curated record. Gene Ontology annotation, molecular function: DNA replication origin binding.